CCCCGUCUCCUGGCGCUUGGCUUGGGGUCCGAUGUCCACACAGUGCUUUCCGAAUCCUUUGGAAGGAGGAGCGCCUUAGAGACAGACCUGCGCCUCUCUCUCUCUCUCUCUCUCUCUCCAUCCCUUCCCUACUUUCUGCCAGGAGAAUGGGAAGGACCUGCUGGGGUUCGGCUCGCUGAAAGCUUGACUAAGGAGGGGACGGGCCGACGGACUUGGAGGGAAGUUUGGGAGCGGUUUGGGUCAUCCAGCUGGAAGAAAACAACGCACAGGCAGCGCGGGAGCCCUCCUCCUCCUCCUCUUCUUCCUCUUCCUCCUCCUCCUCCUCCUCCUAAGAGAGACUUUUCCAGGCGGCGUGCGUUCUUCUCGCAGUUACUUCCUUUCCUCGCGGGAGACGCGCCUCAGUGUGAGCGAAGCGCGGACCAAUCAAGGCGGGACUCAGGAUGCUGUUGCUGCAUUGCUCCAUGUCCUACUUCCUUCUCCUGCUACCCUUAAGCUCCUGGACACAGAAACUGCCCACUAGAGAUGAGGAACUUUUUCAGAUGCAGAUCCAGGACAAAACCUUUUUCCAUCAUUCAUCCGUACUCCCAGAUGGAGCUGAAAUCAGCAGCUAUCUAUUCAGAGAAACACCCAAAAGGUAUUUUUUUGUGGUUGAAGAAGAUAACACACCUUUAGCAGUUACUGUAACUCCCUGUGAUGCUCCUUUGGAGUGGAAGUUGACUUUACAAGAGCUUCCAGAAGAGUCCAGUGGAGAAAGCUCAGGCGAGCCAGAGCCACUUGAACAUCAGAAACAACAAAUUGUCAAUGAAGAAGGCACAGAGCUGUUCUCAUAUAGAGGAAAUGAUGUUGAGUAUUUUGUGUCCUCUAGUUCACCUUCUGGCCUCUAUCAGUUAGAGCUCCUGUCAACAGAGAAAGAUACAAAUUUUAAAGUUUAUGCCACUACAACUCCAGAGUCAGAUCAACCAUAUCCUGAAUUACCUUAUGAUCCAAGAGUUGAUGUUACUUCUCUUGGCCGUACCACUGUCACUUUGGCGUGGAAACCAAGCCCUACAGCUUCCUUGCUGAAACAGCCAAUCCAGUAUUGUGUGGUCAUUAAUAAAGAGCACAAUUUCAAAAGCCUCUGUGCAGUGGAAGCCAAACAAAGUACUGAUGAUACAUUUAUGAGGGCCCCAAAACCUGGCCUGGACUUUAGUCCCUUUGAUUUUGCCCAUUUUGGAUUUCCUUCCAAUGGUAACUCUGGGAAAGAGCGCAGCUUCUUAAAAUCAUCACCAAAGUUUGGAAGACAGAUUUAUUCAAAGCCACGAGUUGACAUAGAAAAGAGAUGCAUUGGAAACAAGAAUAUCUUUACAGUGUCUGAACUGAAACCUGACACACAGUACUACUUUGACAUAUUUGCUGUAAAUACUAACUCAAAUAUGAGUACUGCAUAUGUUGGCACUUUUGCAAGAACCAAAGAGGAGGCCAAGCAGAAGACGGUUGAUCUAAAAGAUGGGAAAGUUACAGAUGUGUUUGUCAAGAGGAAAGGCUCUAAAUUUUUACGUUUUGCUCCUGUUUCAUCACACCAGAAGGUUACAUUUUUUGUUCAUUCAUGCCUUGAUGCUGUACAGAUCCAAGUCAGAAGAGAUGGGAAACUUCUCUUGUCUCAAAACGUUGAAGGCAUCCGUCAGUUUCAACUUAGGGGAAAGCCAAAAGCUAAAUACCUAAUCCGACUGAAAGGAAAUAAAAGAGGAGCUUCCAUGUUGAAGAUUUUGGCCACCACAAGGCCAAAUAAGCAGUCAUUUCCAUCUCUUCCUGAAGACACAAGAAUUAAAGCCUUUGAUAAACUUCGCACAUGUUCGUCAGUCACAGUGGCAUGGCUAGGUACACAGGAGAGAAACAAAUUUUGCAUCUACAGAAAGGAAGUAGAUGAUGACUAUAAUGAGGAGCAGAAGAAAAGAGAACAAAAUCAGUGCCUGGGACCAGAUGUGAGGAAGAAAUCAGAAAAAGUCCUUUGUAAAUAUUUUCAUAGCCAGAAUCUACAAAAAGCAGUUACAACAGAGACAGUUAAAGGCCUACAGCCUGGCAAAUCCUACCUUCUGGAUGUUUAUGUGAUUGGACAUGGCGGACACUCUGUCAAGUAUCAAAGCAAAUUGGUGAAAACAAGGAAAUUCUGUUAGUACACUCCCAUAGAGGAGUUGUGAACUGUAUUGGUACUAUGUAGAGAAGAUAUUAACAAUAACAAUUAUAUAUUUAUGUUUACAAAAGCAAGUGAAGGGACUGAAACUGUAUUCUCAGUUGGUAUCUGGCAGUCGGCAUUGUCAUGUGUCUGGUCAUCCAUGUUUGAUGCUCACUAGAUAACCCAUGCGGGAGGGAAUUUUGACUACCCUUCUUUUGCUUCCAUGAUGUUGCAUGAAGUGCUUCUAAAUUAUUUUGUUACUUCAGAGGCUAAAAUAUGCCAUUCAAUUACCUUGUUAUCCUUGUGCACAGACACACAAACCUCCCACACAACCUCUAUCUCUACGUAGACUAUAGAGUUAUGUAAAUUAUUUUAUAAAGUCUUGUUUUAAAUGUCUAUGUUUCCAUGAUUGUAAACUAUAAGAAAUCUUUCUCUGUUAAACACAGUUCUGAAUUAAGUAUUAAUUGGACUACCCCAAAGUCAAUUUUAUUGUAAUGUAAAUUCCCAUCUCUCUAAUUUUUAAAUGUUUAAAAUCUUGUAUGUAUUUCAUGUACAAAAUUGUCAGACGUUAUAUUCCUGUACAUAAAUUAAAAUAUUAGAUUAUA
Messenger RNA from Anolis sagrei ordinatus, 2757 nucleotides. RefSeq names its product neuron derived neurotrophic factor (gene NDNF). Gene Ontology annotation, biological process: extracellular matrix organization. NCBI's taxonomy places the organism in Eukaryota, Metazoa, Chordata, Lepidosauria, Squamata, Anolidae. The record is from RefSeq and is a predicted model, not a curated record. Gene Ontology annotation, molecular function: protein binding; heparin binding.